This is a messenger RNA of Monoraphidium neglectum, 1266 nucleotides long. RefSeq names its product putative E3 ubiquitin-protein ligase HERC1. The record is from RefSeq and is a predicted model, not a curated record. The transcript is spliced from 13 exons. Bases 1 to 1266 code for a protein of 421 amino acids. NCBI's taxonomy places the organism in Eukaryota, Viridiplantae, Chlorophyta, Chlorophyceae, Sphaeropleales, Selenastraceae.
AUGAUUGCAGCUGUGCUGGAUAAAAAGCGGUUUGCAUUUUUUUACAACAAGCUCAAGUGCUGCGCCCAGCACCGCAGCGAGGAAGCGCUGCUGCUGCUUUGGGUCGCCACCCAGCUGCCGCCAGUCGUCGACUGCGGCGUCGUCGUUUCAUUUGGCAAGGGCGAGGACGGUCAGCUUGGCCAUGGCGACGCGGAGAGCUGUGCCAUGCCGCAGCCAGUGAAGGCCCUGAGGGGAAAGGCGAUCAGCUCGGUGUCGUGCGGCGCAGAGUACAGCAUUGCUGUGAGCCAUGAAACGCGGCAGGUCUACAGCUGGGGCUGGGGGGACUUCGGUCGGCUGGGCCACGGGCACUCGUUGGACUGCUUCAGCCCGCAGCCCAUCACGGCCCUGUCUGGCGUGGCGGUGCGGCAGGUGGCCUGCGGUGACGCGCACACCCUGGUGGCCACAGAGGCGGGGGAGCUGUACGCAUUCGGCCGCAACCAAAACGGCCAGCUGGGUGUUGGCAGCACAGAGGACGUGCUGGCGCCACGGAGGGUGGACGCGCUCGCGGAUGUGAACGUCAUCAGCGUAUCAGCGGGGGCGGAGCACUCUGUGGUUGCCACGUCGGGGGGGCAGGUCUACUCGUUCGGCUGGGGCAAAUACGGAUGCUUGGGCGACGGCAGCAGAGAGGACAGGCAUGUCCCCACCCUGACCAAGGGGCUGGAGGGCGUGCACGUGGCGCAGGUGGCGUGCGGCUGGCGGCACAGCAUCGCCGUCACCGACAACCAUAGGAUAUACACAUUCGGCUGGGGGAGGUUUGGUCAGAUCGGCCAUGGGGACAACGAGGACCGGCUGACGGCUGCGGAGGUGACGCCGCUGGCCCAUGUGGCCAUCAAGCGCGUAGCGGGCGGAUGGCGGCACACGGCGGCGCUGGAUGCAGAUGGCCGCUGCUACACCUGGGGCUGGGGCAAGUUUGGCCAGCUGGGCCUGGGGGAUGACCGCGACCGCAACGCGCCCACCCUGGUCGCCACGCUGGACGGCCGCCACGCCGUGCUGGUGGCCUGCGGGUGGCGCCACACCGUCGUGACCACGGCGGACGGGGCGAUCGGCGACCCCGCCGCGGCCGCGCACGCGCCGCUGGUGACGCCGGCGGACCGGUUCGCGGUUGUGCCGGAGGAGGGCGCGGCGGGCGGCGGCGGGGGCGCGCACGACGGCGCUGGCGGCGGCAGCACAGCAGCACGCAAGAAGCCGCGGCUGGACGAGAGCGACGCCGCGGUGCCCGGCUGUUGA